Messenger RNA from Eupeodes corollae, 1193 nucleotides. RefSeq lists its product as uncharacterized. The record is from RefSeq and is a predicted model, not a curated record. NCBI's taxonomy places the organism in Eukaryota, Metazoa, Arthropoda, Insecta, Diptera, Syrphidae. Bases 434 to 1030 code for a protein of 198 amino acids. The transcript has 2 exons.
UAGCCAAAGAAGUGAAACUGUUAACAAGGUUACACAAUGGCUCAUCGCGUUUUGAGUUUUGACAAGAGGCUUUGUUGAUAAUUUGAGUGUCAUCAACUCACAAUAUUUUUGUUUUGUACUUCAACAACACACUUUGGAGGGGCAACUCCAUAACUCUGUACAAUGCGCACUCUAAGUCGAGUAUAUGGAAAUGAUUUGAAACGGACAUGCAUGGGCCAAAACCUGAAGUGGGGUCGUCCACUCUCAUUUUCCAUAGAGAGCUAUGUACGAGUAUAUGAUGUCUGACGUCUGUGCCUUAGAUGGUCGGUCGGAUAGAUAUACUCGUACCUAGGGAAAACUUAAAAUCGCUAGCUAUAAAAAGAUGCCCAAGUGGUAGCGAAAGACAUCAGUUUAGUUUGUGCUAUCGUUCGCUUUACACUUGGACUAACACAGAAUGAAGGUUUUUGUUUGUUUGCUGUCGAUUGCGGCGAUGGCUUCCGCUGGCUUCCUUGGAGGCGGUGGUGGUGGAUGGUCUGGCGGAGGCGGUCAUGGCGGUGGAUGGUCUAGUGGUGGAGGUGGUGGUCACGGAGGCGGUGGCGGUGGCCAAACUGUGAAGAUUGUCAAGGUUAUAAGUAGCGGAGGAGGUGGUGGAGGUGGAGGAGGCGGUCACGGAGGGUGGUCCGGUGGUGGAGGAGGUGGUGGUUGGUCCAGCGGUGGAGGCGGUGGUGGAUGGUCCAGCGGAGGAGGAGGUGGUCAUGGUGGAGGUGGAGAUGUCAAGGUCAUUAAAGUCAUCCACGGUGGAAGCUCCGGCGGACACGGUGGCGGCGGUGGUGGCGGAUGGUCCAGUGGUGGAGGUGGCGGUGGAUGGUCCAGCGGUGGAGGUGGUGGCCAUGGAGGUGGUUCUUCAGGAGGAAUCAAAAUCAUUAAGAUCAUCGAUGGAGGUAGCUCUGGCGGUGGUGGUGGUUGGUCUUCCGGUGGAGGCGGUGGUGGCUGGUCAUCCGGCGGUGGUGGCGGUGGCUGGUCUUCUGGUGGCGGUGGUGGUGGCUGGUAGAAAGCUUAUCCACUCUUCAGAAUGCUACUCAGACUUUGUAAAUAUGUAUGUGACCGUCCAAUUGUUCUCCCUUAUUCAUAAGGAAUGUGUAGACCCGAUCCAAUCAAAAAACAAUAGCUCUAAGAAAAUAAAACUAAAAAUUUUGUGAUAAAAUUAAAUCUUU